UAUAAACUGCUUUAUCUGCAGGACAUUAUUAUAAACUGCUCGAUCCAGUCCUCUUAUCAGGUCAUCUAAAUAAUUAUAUGCUUUCAGGCUUUUAGGUCAGUGUCUUUAACAUUGUAACCAGCAGAGCACAGAACUGGGAGGCUUUCAUACCAUUGGGAGGGCAUCUGUAACUUGUGUUAGGAGGGAAAGGGGGUAAUUUACAACACCCAUUAUGGAAAAGUUGCAGAAAUGUCCUUUUCAACAAGGGACGAUCCCCAAUCAACGAGUAGUUACAGACAAUGGCAGCCAUGAAAGCAUACUUUUCCCACUGGUUCUGCUGCCCCCUGCCUCCAAUGAAGGUAAAAUGAGCCUCCCCUGCUUUCCGAAUACCAUCCGCAACAAUAGAGAGUGGAUUGACAAUCAGCUGAAAGAGGUGGGGGCAUUGCUUUUCCGAGGAUUUCCGCUCAAAACUGCCUCUGAUUUUAAUGAAGUGGUGGAGGCACUUGGAUGGGAGGAGCACACCUACAUGGGUGCAGCUGCAAGGAAAAGGGUACAUGGAAGAGUUUUCACUGCAAGCGAGGCUGCUCUGCAUCUACCAAUCCAUUUCCACCAUGAGAUGUCCAAAUUUGAGGACUUUCCCGCCAAAUUACUCUUCUUCUGUGAGAUUGCCCCACCUGAAGGUGGACAGAGUGCAAUUGUGUUGAGCCAUAAGAUUACCCAGAGGAUGGAACAGGAAUUUCCAGAAUUAGUGGCAAAGUUGGCAAAAGAGGGGCUGCUUUACUCAUCCGUUCAUCCCGAGAAAGAGGAGGAUGACCCCACCUUUCUGUUGAAGAGUUGGAAAACCCUUUUUCGAACUGAGGAUAAAGAAGAGGCAGAAAGGUUUGCAGAGCGUGAUUUCAACUGGAAGGUCACCUGGGAAGGCAGCCGAAUGAUCCUUAAGAUGGGACCUCUUACCUCCAUCAGAACUUUUGAUGGAAAUGAGAGUAAGAAAGCCUGGUUCAAUCUGUUAGCAUUUGGGAGUACACACUCUAAUAUUGUGAUUCUGGGAGAUGGGUCUGAGAUCCCUCCAGAGGCAAUUGAAAAGUGCAAGCAAAUAGCUGAGGAGGAAUGUGUGGAUAUAGAUUGGCAAGUGGGUGAUGUGGUUGUGAUUGACAAUAGAUAUGUACAGCAUUCAAGGAGGCCCUCCAAACCACCCAGAACAAUUCUUGCUGCCUUCUGUAAGUAGUAGACUUAAAUACUCUGGAUAUUUACCUAGUUAGGCUUGUGGGGAUUGCCAUAGCAGUGAGAUAAGCAAUUUGUGACAAAUAUGUCCGGUUCUUUUAAGAAUCAGACUCAAAACUCAAAGAUAAGCAUUGUGAAUCAUCUAUAGUUCGCCAAAUUGCAUCCUCUGGAUUUUUAUGGUAUGUAAGGAUAUUUCAUUGUCACUAACUUACUGUUCAAACUCUUCA
Molecule: messenger RNA, 1427 nt
Organism: Cryptomeria japonica (Japanese cedar)
Lineage: Eukaryota; Viridiplantae; Streptophyta; Pinopsida; Cupressales; Cupressaceae
Product: clavaminate synthase-like protein At3g21360
Exons: 3
Coding region: 212-1204 (330 amino acids)
Molecular function (GO): oxidoreductase activity
Source: RefSeq, a predicted model, not a curated record